Messenger RNA from Penicillium vulpinum, 1194 nucleotides. RefSeq lists its product as uncharacterized. NCBI's taxonomy places the organism in Eukaryota, Fungi, Ascomycota, Eurotiomycetes, Eurotiales, Aspergillaceae. Bases 1 to 1194 code for a protein of 397 amino acids. The transcript has a single exon. The record is from RefSeq and is a predicted model, not a curated record.
AUGGAGCAACACACCUUCCGCCGCCGAGGUCUCGGCCUUCGCGGAGUCGACGCUGAGCGCGUCUCUCCAGGCUACGUUCUAUACGCGCCUCUCACCUCGAACACAGCACACCUUGUCUCUACAACUGGCAAGGAAGUGCACCGCUGGACUCUCCCCCACCGCGCCGGUCGGCACGCGCGUAUCCUCGCAGAUGGAAACCUCGCCUACAACAGCGCGCACCCGGACGCCCCUAACCUCUUCCCAAUGUGGGCCAAGUACCGCGGCGGUCUUAUGAUACAAGUCAGCCCAGAGGGCGAGAUCCUCCGUCAGUUCAGCGACCCACUGGCGCACCACGACCAGAACCACCUCGACGACGGCACAAUCCUGUACACGACUCUUGAGCCACUCACCGAAGCCGAAGCUGCGCGCGUGCAAGGCGGAGUCCCAUUCACCGAAGCACCAAAUGGCGUUAUCUACGGUGACUGCAUCAAACUCGUCCAGCCUUGGUCAACAAGCAAUACCUCCUCCUCCGCAGACUUCGACGGUAGCGGCGGUAAAACCGGUGCUAAGCUCCUUUGGGAGUGGCGCGCAAUCGACCACCUCGACCCUACUCUCUUUGCUGCGCAUGCACACUAUACCCGUGAACACUGGCCGCUUAUCAACAGUGUUUCGUUUGACUCGGCUGGAGAUAUUAUUGCUUCGUCGCGGAAUGCGUCCAGCGUGUUUGUUAUCAGCCGUGCUACGGGUGAGAUCAAGUGGUAUCUUCCUACGCCGAUUGUUAGCCAGCAGCACUGUGCUCAUGAGAUUAAUAAGGAGGGUGAUAUAUUGAUUCUUGAUAAUGGUGUUUUCAGACCUGGUAUUUCGGUGCCAUUUUCCAGGGCUAUUAUUGUUUCUAAGGAGAAGAAAAUUAAGUGGGAAUACAAGGAUUUCACAACCGGUGGGUUGGGAUUCUUUACGCCAUUCAUGGGCUCUGCACAGAAGUUGGCUGGUGGAAAUGUUCUCAUUUGUGAGGCUGCUACCGGGCGGAUUCUGGAGGUCACUGAGCGAGGUGAGCUUGUUUGGGAGUUUACUGUGCCUCAGCUAGGAGAUUACAAGGAGGUUAUGAAGAAGGAGGAAUUGGGAGAGAUUGAGGAGAUUGGGUUUGAUUAUGCUAGCAAUGCGGUGUUUAGGGCUUAUAAGUAUCGCGCUGACCAGGUGCCUUGGCUUAAGGAAUAG